Porites evermanni is the source of this 10130-nucleotide messenger RNA. The record is from the annotation of a GenBank genome assembly. Lineage: Eukaryota; Metazoa; Cnidaria; Anthozoa; Scleractinia; Poritidae.
GGUGAAUGUCGUAUACUGGCAUUCCCUAGUUUUUUGUUCUACGCAGAUAAACGCUUGCUAAACCACACGAUCAGAACUGAGCAAGUCCAAGAUUUAAGCCUCUGUGAGCUCCUUUGUUACUACGAGCCAAAUUGUGUGAGUAUGAACUUCAAAACUACAGCAAACACUGAAGGAACAUUUAGCUGUGAGCUGAACAACUCAACUCAUCGAAGACAUGAUGAUGAGUUCAUGGAUAAUUAUGGCUACUUAUACCGAGGAGCAGAGGUGGGUAAUUCUACCUUAUGAUCAGGGGCACCCACCCACCGAAUAUUUCUAAAUACAUCAGAAGUGUCUCAAUAGUUUCGCCUGGCUUUAGAAGCCUGUUUGGUUAAUUCUGAGCUGCCGUAAGAAUAUAUUUAUCUGUUGGGAUGUCUUAGGGGUAGAUUGUUUUUUGUUUUUUGUUUUUUUGUUUUUUUGGCAAUAGUUGCUCCUUCGACUGGGGAGGGGGGGGGAGGGCAAUUAUUUUACAGAAAAAAAGUCGUUGGGUGCCCCUGUAUGAUUUCUAAUUGAUCGUAAAAAUAAUUGUUCUGGAACUCAUGGACUGUUCGACAGUCUUCUAUUUUUCCCUAAGAUCGUCAAGAUCAAGCGCUCACCGUCACUAGCAGUAAUUGGUUCCAAUUUAUCUUGGGGGUGGGUGUCGGGGUUUAUAGCGGUAGCAGAUGAGAUAGUCAUCUUUAAGCUUUAUGCUAGUCAUCUUUUAAAAACUGGAUACUUUGCCUGCUUUGCUAAUGAUUGGAGGUGUGCCUUAGUACACCCUCUACUCAAGAAACAUGGUCUCCAACCCAUCAAUAAGAACUUUCGAUCGGUGAGUAAUCUUCAGUGAAUACCUAAGCUAGAGGAAAAGGCUGGGGCUACUCAGAUCGAAAGUCACAUGGUGGAUUCUGAAUUACUUUCUACCCUGUUUGCAAAGUGCUUACCAACAAAAUCAUACCAACGAAACUGCUUUGAUCAAGGUAAAGAACAAUUUACUCAUAAACUUGGAUAAGGGCCACGAGACACUUCUUGUAUUAUUAGAUCUGAGCCUUCGACACGGUUAAUCAUGGCAUCCUGCUACGAAGGUUGCAGUCACUGUUGGGCUUACUUGGUAAUGCGCUUUCCUGGUUUCAAUCUUACCUAGAGGGAAAAGGGCAGCGUAUUUCGGUUAACGGCACCCUCUAAAACAGAUUUGCUUUAGAAUGCGGUCUUCCACGGGCUUCAUACUCAGUUCCGCUGUUAUUUACGAUCCAUACUAGCAAGCUGUUUGUAAUGCUACGUUCACAUCUACCUUCUACGCAUGCUUAUCCCGAUGGCACUCAGCUAUAUAUGGGUUCAGACCAUCUGGUAGCUUAAGCGAACUCGAAGCCGUGUCUGCCGUGGACAGUUGCAUUCUUGAUGUGCGUGCUUGCAUGAGAGAAGACAUGUUGUGGCUAAAUGAUGACAAGACGGAGUUUCUAUUGACUGGCACUCAUCAACAGCUGGCUAGGGUGUGGAACCGGUUUUUUUUUUUUCUAUUAUAAUAGAGAGCAAACCGGUUCCAAUAACACCUAUUAAAUAGCCAUAAAUCGGCUCGAAAACCACGCAGGAAAGAAGAAACACACAACUUAAGCAAGGUUAGCCGAUUUUUAUAUAAACACCUUUACAUUCGUCGGCUACGGAAACAAUUGUUUUUCUCCCAUAAAAAUCCUUAUAUUUUGAACAUUGCGCAACAGUGCCGAUGGUCAUAUUUCGAGCUUGGGUCACCAGUGGCGAGAAGCACAUUAAAAACGAAAAAGACAAUGGAUGACUGCGCGUUUAUGAUUGCUGCUCCAAAGUUAUGGAACAGUCUGCCUUUAAAUAUUAGACAAGCAACAACUAUUGACACUUUUGAAAGAUCCCUUAAGACUUAUUUAUUUGCAAAGACGUUCAUAAAUUAUGCGCAAUAUAAAAAAACAUUAUUAUUAUUGUUAUCAUCAUUACUAUUAUCAUUAUUAUUAUUAUUAUUAUUAUUAUUAGUAUUAGUAUUAGUAUUAUUAUUAUUAAGUUAGGCUCGGUCACGAUAGCCGGCUAUAGCGCUCAAGUCUUGACGACCUUACGGAAAAAUAGGGGACUCAGAGGGUGAAUAGUCUAUGGCCGAACUCAAUAUUUUCUUUCCCUUUCUGUUAAGAGUGCCUGUGAUGCAGACCCGUGCGAAAACUAUGCUACCUGCCAAUCUGGAUAUACACACAAAAAAUAUCGCUGCCAGUGUCUCUCAGGAUUCACCGGUGAGAACUGUGAAAGCGGUAAGAACUUCGUCAAAUUUGAAAUUGCACAAUAUGUUAAUGAAAUAGUCAAUAGACAGAAUUGAAAGGGAACAAAAAACGAAGCAGCUUACGAUUUCAUUGCUAGCCUGUAAACAAAAUUCUAGUUCAUAAGGAACGAAUGCUAAAAGAAAAACCGGCCAACAGGAUUUGAUGGCAAGUUUCUCUGUAAAGUUUCAAGCCGUCCUGAGAACAUGGAAACCGACGCAGCGCAGGCUGAGUUAAAACCACUUUUUUUUGUUUGAUUGGCUCGCCACGUUUGACUUGGCCUGUACUGCGUCGAAAGGGAAGCAUGAAACACAUUUUAAAAGAGCUUAUCGCUCAACACGAAUGAAACGUUUCGGUGACUGAUUCAUGGGGAGCCGGAUCAAAAACUGGCCAAACAGAGCGGUCAAAAGGCGCACCAGUCUACUUUCCCCUCCUCUAAACUACCCGCUCAAGGUCAUGGCGCUUUACAAUACUUCAACAAAUACCAAUAUAAAAUUAAAAAUUCUGUUGUUUUCAGAUCUAGAGAACUGGGAUCUUAAAACGUGAGAAAAACGCUUCGGGUUCGUCUAUAGCCAAAAUAUGAAAUACAACUAAGAAUAAAAAGUUCCUUAAAGAACGUUUAAAGAUUGGAUUUAUCCAGUUAUGCUGUUAUGUAAUGCAUUCCCGAAGUCUGGGGGCAGCAACUUGAAAAUAUCGAUGUAAUUUGUUUCCAUAAGCCGACUUCCGAUUAGAUUUUCGUAUUGCAGGGAGAUUGUUUGAAAAGGAUCUGAGUUGCCUAGUCAGAUUAGAGCGCUGAAAAAUAUCAGCAAUAUAAAUUUUGGAGCCAUGCCAUACAUAGUUUUUUUUAUACGUGAGAAAUAGUAUUUUGUACGAGAUUCGUUCCUUGAUCGGUAGCCAUAGCCAAUUGGGUACUGGUGUGAUAUAUGUUCUGAGCUUCGACUUCUGGGCAUCAGGCGAGCACAGGCGUCCCAAGCUGUGAGAGUGUAAUGAAAUUUACUUUGUCGUCUCGUUACCGGCGACCGUUGGGACGUUGUAUGUGAGAUAUAAUACUGAGGUCUGCGAAAGCUAAGUAUUAUUAUAUUUUAUCUUUUUUCAGCGAAAUGAGUAAAAGAGACUUACUUUUGAUGAAUUCCUGUGUUUUUUGGUGUGAAUUCAUCGAUUUAGUCGACUUUUUGGCUUUAUUGCAUGUGUAGCUCGUAACGUGAGCUUGGGAGGCCUGUGGGCGAGCAGCAAAGUUUUGUCAAGAUCAUUCUAUCUUGGUUUUGUACAUACUAUAAGAAGGAACCGAUUGUGGUAACCCAUGCACGCACAUGAAAAUGCAUUGCAAAUAUCCAAGUACUUCACUUCCUUCUUCUUAGAGAUUCAGUUCCCCUUUCGCUUCCCCUGAUGCUUCCUCAGAGGCACAUUGGAAAUUACUUGGGAGAGGGUGGAAUACGAUGGCGAUCCGGUCCCACUUGAAGACGUAUGCAAGUCUAGGUGUUUCAUCAAUUUACUUUGCAAGCCAUAUUUCCAACUCAGUUUCUUGACUCAAUAUGGUAUUAUUCCUUCUAGAUAUAAAUGAAUGUGAAGACGGAACACAUGAUUGCGAUGUUAACGCCGAUUGCACCAACACCAGGGGUUCAUUUAACUGUACGUGCAAGAUCGGAUAUGAGGCGGAUGGUGAUGUUUGCAGAGGUGAAAUUGUCCAGUUGAACCUUUCUUUGCCUUUAGCUGCCGUAUUUUUCUUCGUAAAAUCUUAUUAACUUGAAUUUUUAGUUACCAGAAAGCUUUUUGUAGUGUACGCUUGCACUGGUUAUUUGGGUAACUGAAGCUAUAAGUAAGGAGUGUGACCAUGCACCGGCGUUACGGUACGUGCGGUAUAUCUUAACUUACUGCAUUAGCUUAAAGCAGUUCUGAAACCAUGACUGACCAGAGAAGGGGUUGAUAACCUUAGCUGGACUCAUUGGCUGACUAGGAGGGAGGAAGAGGCGUGAUCCCCCCCCCCCUUAUAUUUUCGAGGCCGCGCCCUCAUCUUUUCUUAGCAAUUGGGGCUGAUUCGUUUAACAAGAAAGGCACCAGAUUUCGGCAUUCUAAUUAACACAAAAAAAUCAAUACAUCGGUUUGACACCGUAAUCCCCGCUAACCGGAUAGAAAAUUUUACAUGUAAUCAAACCAGAAACAGAAAACAGCAGGUCAGCAGACAACGAGCUGCUUAUGCGCACUGCUUCCACUCUCUUUACACCAUUCUUGUCCACAGAACUCCGAUCGUUUUUGGUCAGCGCCACCGUGAGCUCUGACUGGAGCCCAAGCCUGAAGUGUACGGACAAAACAAUGCCUUCUGGUUUUCUUGGCAUCCUCAGAAACGGACUACCAAAAAGUGAAACUAUUGCUCUUGCGCUGUUCCAGGCCAAAGCUUUCGAUCCGUGGCGCUGACCGCAAGGACCGCAGCUAUGGGAACGAGAAUGUAUGUUAAUAUGGCGGCUUCGGGCUAGCUUGUUUCAUGUAAUUGACCAUUUUCGAAUCUUCCAAAAUACACCUUUUGGUACCAGUUUACUAUAAGUUACUUUUUGGUACAUUCCUUUACCCUUCUCCUCUCGUGGUCUUUGAGAAAGGUUGUCAACACAAACCACGAAACAUUGAUACGGUUAAAAAAUAAAAAAGUUCUGGAAUAUUUGAAUAUUUGUUGACAACAGAGCAAGUUGAAAUUCGAAUUAUUGCGAUAAAUAUAGAAAGAACGCAAAUAAGUAGUGUAAGAGUUUUAUUAUUUUAUUUCAUUAUUUUAUUUUAUUUUAUAGUUAUUUUAUUUGCCACACAAUGAUAGAAAUUACAAAUAAUAUACGAAAAGCAGAAAAAAGAAGUGGCAAAGAGACCAAACAGAAACUAUAGGAGCUUAUAAGAGAUUAGGCCUCCACGAACUCCAGGCAAGAGCUACAUAAAUUGAAGAAAAGAUGGCAAAAAGUCGAAGAUGGAAACUUAAGAUUUAUGAUCGGUUUUCAUAUUUACUUAAUAAAAAUGCUUGAAAAUGCGACGCAAACCGAUAGUUAUACAACUGCAGCAACAGCUCCUUCACAAAGGAAUCACAGUGUGUUUGUUACCACAAAUUACGAAAAAAGAAAAAAAAACAUUACAAAGUACGACAGUUGUUACAAAUGACAUUUAUUACCGUCACACAAGGGUUCAACGCGUUUUCUUCACGUGGAAAGUACGCUAUACAGCUCAAGUCAUGCUGGAGACAGAUCAAUUCAUUUGUCAACAGUUAAAAACGCUGGCUGCAUGGUUAAAAAAGUGGGCGUUUUUAUCUCAUUAUUUUUAUAAUGACUAUUUUCAGUGAAACGUUUAAAAGUGGGAAGUAACUAAUUGAAAAAAGUAAUUAAAAGUAAUUUAUAAGAAAUUUAAUCUUUGAUGCGUGUUAAACCAGUAUAUUAAUUCCAUUUGAAUUUUUUCCUAUCAUCAGAUGCUGAAAAAAGUAAGUUGAAUUUUUCUUGUUUAAUGGUUUCAGGGUUACACUGCGCAAACUUCAGGUUAACUUGGGAUACAUCAGUUCUAUAUAGGCCAAAUUAACGACCGGAGUAAUGGAGGUAGCCUGCGAAAACAUCCGUUUCUCUGCGGUCUUCGCCGCUAGGACGUUUCGCGCAGAGGAACGUCUGCGACUCAGCGAUAGAAAUUCCAUAAUGGUGACGCAAAUCAAUGUUUACAUAAUAGAUCUGGUUGUCACGAGGUUCUGUUCACGAGAAUGAACUAUAUUCAAAAAUUGUACACAAAAUCUUAGCUACGAAUUUUACAAUUUGACCGAAUUCAAGUUCACAAAAAAACUACCAAGCGCAUUCAAAAACUAUUAAUCGAAAAUUGUCUCUCUGUCCAAGUCCUUCCAAGUUCUAAACUGUUCUGACUUAUAUUUUUUAACACUAGAGUUUUUAAUUUCGGUCCAUGCAAAUUUCCAUCACACUUCUUCCAAUCAGGGCUCGAAUGAGUCCCUUAACGCACGAAUGUCUUUCACCACCAUCGCUAGUUCAUUAGUCCUUUUGUCCAGGUUCCAAACAUAAAUUUGUCCCAUUUUACGAGUCUUAUGGUCGAUUUUGGCAAAGUGUUGUAAACAAUAGCUAAAACAAUGUAACUACUCCGUCGACCAAUCAGUGCUUCUGACCGGAUUCCGAACAGAUUUUACGUCAUCAAUAUGGAAUUUCUGUCGCUGAGUCGCGGACGUUCCUCCUCACACCAGCACUAAGACACUGGAAUAGGUUCUGUCGGUCUAUUACAACUAUACGGCGUUCAAGUACAGUCAACUCUCAUCUUGCGGACACCUCGAUAAUACAGACAGUAGCUAAAUCCCAGGCAAAAGUAAAUUGCAGACGUUUGACUGAAAUAAACUCCUGCUAUUACGGACUCUCGCUACAGAGGACACUAACUCGAGGUCCCUAUAAAGGGAGUUGACUGUAAUAACUAAUACCUUUAAAACUAAUUGAAGUCUAAUAACAAAUCAAUGGUGGCGUGACACUAAUCAAAACAAUUGUAAAGAACCAUACAUAAAACCGUCAUUAGUAUGCACGAGACUGCCCAGAAAAUGGGUGGUCGGGAAGAAGAUCAGCUAGUUCCAUGAUGUACGGUAAGUUGUCAUUAAUUUAGCUUGACUAAAAGCAAGAAAUGCUGUCCUCUUACAAUUAGCCCGCGUGGCUUACACUCCACUAUAUAGGUACAGCUACUUGUUGCUAUUUUAUUGGUCUGACUAUCAGCUACAUAGCAAUGGUUCAAUUUGGAAUUAUAGUCCUGCAAGAGCAUGAGUCCUGAAGUCAUCUGCGUGUGACCUUUCACUAGUCUAAAUGCUACAAUUGAACCUCUCUACAACGGCCACCUUAGGGACAGACGAAAGUGGUCGUUGUAGCGAGGUUUAAACAAGGGUCAAUGUUCGUCCGCCGGUACGAAAAAAAGUGGCCGUUGUAGAGAGGUGGUCGUUAGCGGUGGUUCGACAGUAUUAUGAAAUGGGUGUGGCCAGUUGCCACCCCCCUGACCCUGCGGACAUAAGUACAUGGGAGAUGCUCGCUCAGCAAUAUGGGCUCCCGUCUAUUGAUUCAAAUAAAAUAAAAAAGGUAUUCUCCGCGUUAUUAUAGUUCCUGAAUCCUAAAAUGUCUUAAAAUACCUGUUUUUGAUUUCGUUGUUAUUUUCUCUGAGUUGCAGUUAUAUCGUAUGCGUACCUUUACCUCAAUCAAUUAUUUCAUGUAUGAACUUCCCUCACCCCGCUUUCGCAUGAUGUCCUAUGUUCUGACCACAAAGAAAAUUGAAUUAGCUAACAGGGCAAAUAUCAACAACAAAUUAAAGGAUCUCUUUUAGGGGUCAUAAAAAGCCUGAGCCACCUCAAGAUCGGUUUCCUUAGGCCCGAUUCAGACGCCGAUCUUUUCAUGAGCCGAACCUAAUGCAUUGAAUUAAGUACAUGAAAAGUUCGGCGUCUGAAUAAUUUAGGAACGCCUGUUUCAAUUUGGAACGGUUCAGCCGUUCUUUUCGCCUAGGCCGGCCGGGAAUUUCGCCUUUGGAGCGACUUUAUGGAACGGCUUUGAUUCAGACGCCGAACUUUUCAUGUACCGAACUUAAUGCAUAAACUAUUAUAACGUAUUUUACAAGCAGUUUGACCGAAAUGAGCAUUUUUCUCACCACCCCACCCCCCCCCCCUCCCUCACCCCGAGUGGGUAUUCGUAGCUAUUUUCGAAGGUUUCGAAGAACAUGCCAUCAUUAGGAAAUAGACAGGGUGAAGAUUAUCAAUUUCUCACACUAACCUAAAAAAAUGUGUUUUGUUGGCAAGGUAAAAUUAAAUUUUACAUCAACAAGGUUCAUUAAAAAGUGUACGAUAUUCGAAAUGCAAAAGUUUCAUUUUGACGUGCUGAUUAUACUGAAAAAAUAAAAAUAAGCAAACUCUUGCCGCUUCAUUUUCAGCUUACCAUGUUGCAGUAAGAACCAAGUUGUGGUUCUACGCUGGAACUGAUGCAGGCGUGUGGAUAAGGGUCCUUGGUACCAAAGGCACUACUGAAGAUAUACAACUUGAAGAUCCCGAAAAAAACGAGUUUGUUGCAGGACAGUAAGUGUAAUUCUCCUCGUUACCCCGGCGUAUCCUGCAGGUCCGGCAUAGCCGCCUCCGUGCUUGAAUUUGUUAGUUCACACCGUAGCUCCGAGGGGUUUUUCGUCGAGUAAAGUGAGCUCUCCCAGGCUCUUUAUUGUGGACACUGAAGGGACCACGAGAUAGUGUCCUUGCUCAUUAGCGACAGAUUGUAAUAAAGGGAGUAAAUUUACAGUCAAAUCCCUUUAAUACGGACACUGAGGGGGCCAUAGAAAGUGUCCGCAUUAAUGGGGUGUGUCCGUAUAAAGCGGGACGAAUUUUAAAAAAUGAAUGGGCCUUCUUUCCUCAAGGACAAAGCAAACUGUCCGUAAUAAUAGAGUGUCCAAAUUAAGCGGGUGUCAGUAAUACAGGGUUUGACUGUGUUUCAGUCAAACCUACCGCGGAAAUAAUCAAACCAAGGGCUCUUGGAUUAACUUAUUUCUGCGAAUCUGACUACCACAAGUGCAGUACAUCGAUUUAAGUGAGUUAAUUCAUGUUUUGAAAGCUGUCGUUAUUUUUGAUUGCUGAGGUGUCCUCUGAAUGGAGGUUAAACCUAGGUUUCGGGACCCAAAAAAGUGUCCCAUUCCCCUGAACAGAGGUGUGCAGUCCCUUCAAUAGAGGUAACAAAGACAAAUAUUAUGUGAACAUUUUUCCGGGACCAAAUUUUGUGUCUCCUGAAAUGGAGGUGUCCAUCAGGUGUCCCUCGAAUAGAAGUGUCCCAAAGAAGAGGCUCCACUGUACAGCCUUCCCAUGGAUUACCUCGGAAGGCCGCACAAAUUUCAACUUCAACUCCAACUUUAUUCAAUAAAAAUAGUAAUUCUAAUAGACUGGCCCGCAAAAUAGCAAUUGCUAAUCUAGGCGGUUAAGUUGAAUAUUUUAAUUCACAAUAAAUUCUUAUUUCUGUCAUAUUCUUAUUUCAAGUAUAUUGUAUCUAGGGAGAAACGAAAAAGGAAUUGACGGAGAGCGGAAAGUAUAUAAUUUGUAUAGGUAAUAGCAUGAUUUGGAGUGAUAUUUGGCAUAAAUACCACGAGUGAUAUUUCAAAAUUGUUAUAUGUAUUUUCACGAGCCGUUAGGCUCAUGAAAUUUGAGAAAAUUUUGAAAUAUCACGAGUGGUAUUUAUGCCAAAUAUCACGUACAAAUCAUCUAUUAUUUGUUUAUACUACUACCCGCAAAAGGUUUGUAAUUUUCACAUGUAGGUAUUUCAAAUUAAUCUGAAAUGCCACUGCUCUAAACCAAUCAAUUUGCAGAAAUUUCUCAUGUAGUAGUAUAAUGUACAGAAUUCACCUAACUGUUUAUCCAGCUUUUUCAAUUAUAAAAUUCAAUGGCGUCUCAAUAUUGUCAUCAUCUCUUUUUAAGAUAUCGGAAAGCAAUCCGUGUAGAACUUUCGUAAAUUCCUUAAAAAGUGACUUCGUAACUAAAAUUGCCAAGGGCGUUGCUCGAUUAAAUUCAUGCAUGUACUCGCAGUUCUUAGCUUUUCCAGAGGCAAACGUCAACCGGACUACUUUACAGUUCUGAUGAAAAGCUUGUUAAGACCGAUUACGUCGGUACCCUUUUUUAAUCAAUGGCGAGAAAAUUCCUAUCCAUAUAUAGUUCUUUUUAUUUUCCAGUCCAUGCACGUGGGGACUUUUGAAUAACAGUUAACCUUGGGCUUUUGGCUUUUUUGUUGUAGAACUGACGAAUUUGUUUUUCAAGCUUACCACGUUGGAACGGUAACGGGAGUGGAGGUUUAUCGAGAUGAUAGAAAUGAUAGUCCAAAUUGGUUUCUCGACUAUGUGAGUAACAUAUGA